CUCUUCCUAUGUGAGGGUCGUUCUGCUUGAGAACGACUCAGAACAUUCAAGAAAGAAUAGAGAGAGAGAGAGCACCUCCUCACCCUAAUAGCUCAUGGCAACUAUCGCCCAUUGAAGAUCUAAAAAAAUUGUACUCUGAAAGACCUAAUUCACACACAAUCACACUUUGAUCGAAUCUCCCCUUUCUUUUCUUUUAUCUUUUCUCUCUCUGAAUUGAGACUAUUGAGUUAUUCUUCUCAUUUUCCUUAUGCGAAGCCUGAGUUGUGCCCACCAUUAUUAUAAAAGACACCCACAAAUCUUUCUCUCUUCUUUUCUCUAUUUUUUGGAACUGCUGGUUUUAAAUGAGUGGUUUUUAAUAUUUGGCUUAAAUUUGUGAUUAUUUGGGCCUGGGACGUUGAAAUUAGGGGUUUUUUAAUUUUUUUUUCUGAGUGAGCUUUCUGCUUGACACUUUUGGUGGUUAGUUUUUAUAGGGUUUGAUCAGAUCGUCAGUGGGAGAAACCCUAAUUCUGAUUUUUUUUACAUUAUUAGGGUUACAAGCAGUGAUUAGUGUUUGUGUAUAUAUUGGGAACUGGAUUGUACAGCUAAGUUGCAAUUGUUCUUAGAAGUGGGACUCGUGGGUUCAGUGGCUUUUAUUCUGGGUUCGAACGUUGAAUCUGCAAGAUUGGAUACUGGGAACUUCUUCUAAACAAGAACCAAGAGUUGCUUUAAGAUAUAUAUGCUUGAUGCUUUUGUGGCACGGAGAAUUCGUCUCUAUUUGAAGGUUGUGGUGUGUGUUGCAUUUGCUGUAUAUAGGUCAUCAAUCUUUAGUUAGGAAAUGCUCCUGAUACUGGUUUUGCUGCUGAGCAGGUAAUCAUUCUCUAUUAGUCUAGUGGGAAAGACAGGCCGAUUGCCUGGGAAUUGCUAAAUCUGUCGACAAACCGUCCGGGGGAACACAUAUUGAUUGAACAUAUUCAUCUAGCUAGAUACGCUCGAGCUGAUCAGUGUUAUUACAGCGGAUCUUGAGCUUUGGAGCCUUGUGCGACUCUUUUCUUCGUCUCGGGGUUUGAUUAUUUGUGGAGUCAGAGAAAUUCUGUUGGUGUAGUGUAGGUUUUGGAUAUUGGAUAUCGGGAAUUCUGAUCAGUUGUGGUGAGUUUAAAUGGUCAUGGAAUGAUUUUUUUGAGCUGGAAAUGAGUACACGGUCAUGGUGCAUGGGCAGGAGUAUAAUUUCUGGUUCUUUCCUUUGUCGGAACAACAGCUCCGAAAACUAGGAGAAGCGUUUUCGCUGGCGGAAGGGUCCCCACCUUCUCAUUUCAAGGAUCACGUGCAAUGUCUCGCUGCUUUCCAUUUCCACCUUCAGGAUAUGCAAAGAGGGCUAGAAUUGAUGAUACAGACCUACUAACAAAGGUUUAUAUAUGGUUUCCAUUAACUGCCGUUGUUAGCUUCUGUUAGGUUCAUUCCUCAUUGGCUCUUUGCUUAUAUGGGGUUUAUGCGAUCCUGUCUAUAUUGAAUUGUAUGUUUUAUCAGUACGCUUUGACCCAAGAAAAAUGGCAUCUUUACGGGUAUAGUGGAGGAAGUUUUAGGGGAAUUAUGGAUAGUACUUGAAACUUUUCUGCAAGACCGGAGAAACCUUAUUAGGAACCCUCGAACAUGACUAGUUUAGGAAGAACAAUCAUGCUUGGUGAAGUAUAAACUACUGGGGUAUUUACGCUUUGACUUUAAUAUUUUCGAACACAUAUCCAGCUUCUGCAGAGAGAUGCUGUAGUUGAAAUUAUUAUUACAAUUUACGACCAAUUUCUCCAGAAUACCUUUGGAAAUCCUGAUGGAUUCCACAUACGCUGGCCAUUCUUGUACCCUUUUUCUAAUUCUUGCUUACUGAUAACUUCUGCAAUGUCUAUUCCUCCUCCUUGGCACUUCAAAAUGUUUGAAAUGCUCCUUUUGAUAGGAAGACAGGUAUGCCUAAGGUUUAUGCAUGCCGGUGCAGCAACUAAUGUUAAGACACAAAUCAAGCACACAUAUCUAGAGAAGAAAGUGGGAAUUAUAUCUUUAGCUCACAACUAGGGCCGUGCCUGAGCCAAGAGGGAAACAUAUGGAUGCUAAAUGGGUUGGAUUAAAGGUUGCAAUAAACUCAAAGAAUUUAUAUGGUUUUCUUGAGGAGGAGAUGUCUUUUCAAGGCUCUCUUGAGGAGGAGAUAGGAAAACUUCGAAUAACUUCAGCCUUCUGGGAGUCUUAUUUGGUAGAAUUUUAGUGGUGUCCAUUUUCAGAAGAGAGCCUAAUCUUUUGAUUAAGUCGGAAGUGAGCCUAAUUUGCAAAAUAUUUUAGGAUAAAAAACUUGUAUAGCUGUUCAUUCAAGACUUGCUUAUGGAUAAAAAUCUGAAUGACUGAAAUGAUUUACACCAGAGAGGGACUAGAAAAAUUUAGAAAUGGACUUGGACUGGUAAACAUUGAUACUAUAAAUCUUAACCUUUACCAUUGAAUACUCCUGAAUAUGGAAUUUCAAAUUUUUUCCUUAAUUUAACGGAUAGAACCUGGUAGUUUGUGCAUAGACCAUUGAAAGUAGUACAUUAGCAUGAGGCAUCUAUCUUGGAACUGAGAUUGGAUUUGCAAAUUUUAGGAUGUUCAUGAAGUUGUUUAUUCUUCCAUUCAUGAGUGGUUGUCUCAAACCUAUAGGUGAGAUUAAACUGAUUAACGAUUUGAGUUGAUUAGAAGCUUGAUGGCAAUGGCCAACAACAUAUAUUUGCUCAAAGUUUUUUAUUUACUAGGACAGUGUUUUGCAGUCAACAUCAUAUACAUACCCCUCGCCCAACCCCCCCUCUCCCCCUCCCCCCCAAAAAAAAACUCCUAUAUUUAUUUAUUUAGUCAUUUUAGUUUGUAACUUAUUACUUCUUUUUUAUAAUUAUUUGUAGAUCUUUUAUUUGUAGCUCUUUAUUGAGGGGAAAUUUUUUUAUUAUUAGCCAACCGUUUUCUGGUAAUUAGACAUAAGGAUAAGGCAUAACCAUAUUGAUAGGGUCCAUGUUCAUGAAAUGGAACAAAAUUUUUACUUCAAUUGUCCAUAAGCAUGACAUAGGCGUAGUUACUGUUUUCAUAUAUGCAUGAGUCUGUUACCCUUUCAGUUGGGACUCCUUACCCACCCUUGUUAGUUCUGUAUGAAUUUUCCAUUUUGCCCCUAAUUGGGUUUUUGUUUCAGGAGAAGCGAGAGGAGAAAAAACACAAAAAGGAUAAGGACAGAGGAAAGAGGGAAGGUAAAAAGGAGAAAGAGAGAAGUAAGGAAAAACAUAGCAACAAGAAAGACCGAAAGGAAAAACACAGAGACAAGGAGAGGGGUUGUGAAAAAGAAAAAUACAGAACCUUGGAUGAGAAGAGCAUUGCAAGGCAGCCAAAGUGCUAUAUAGGAGAGAAGCUUGUUCACAAUCUGCAGAAUGUUGAGAUUAAGGAUUCUAAAUACGUUCAGGAGUUGGCCAGGAGAAUCAGGGAUGAAGAAAAGGCAACUGAAAGCCAAGCAGUUCAGAAGAUUACGGUAGCUGGUCAAAGGAAAUCUGGAUUUCCUGAUAGGGUGGUGGAGAGCAAUAUUGCCUUUCAACUGGAAGAAAAAGAGAAAACUAAGGAUGAGAAAGAAAAUGGUAGGAAGGCCAAUGGACAAAGAAACUAUGUUGAUACAAGAAGUUUGGAGAAUGGGAUUGGUGGAAAGUGCUAUCUUAUGGAUGACAAAAGAAAUGAAGGAAUUGUUAAGCCAAUGGAGAAGGAUGCUGAGAAGCCAAAGAAAAGGAAAGAGAAGAAAAAAUACAGCGAAAGUGAUGGUAAGGGUGAUAAACCCCAGGAUAAAGAUCAAGAAAAUAAAAGCAAAUCAAAGGAUAAAGACAGGGCUAAAGAAAAGAAAAAGGAGGAGAAAGUGAAGGAGAUAAAUGAACACAGUAAACAGCAGCCUAAAUUAAACAAAAGCGGCAAGGAGUCCCUUAAUACUUGCAAUGCUAAGCAAUUAGAAUUUUCAGGAAUGAACGGCAACAGUUCUUUUAGUGAGGGCAAUUUUGGGAAACGUAAGGAGCUUGACAAAAAUGGACUUACACUUGACAAUGGAAUUCGGCCUCAUAAGUUGCCGAGACCUGUCUGCUUCUCUCAUCCUGUCAUGGAAAAUGGAAGGAAAUUGGAAGCAUGCCAAACUGCCAGUCAGGUAACAUGUGGGAAGCAGGUCAUUGCCAAUAAUUUUCUACUGGACGUCAAGGAGCACAGGGCUAAUGGUUUGGUAGGUCUGCAAAGACCAAAUGCAUUUUCAACGAUGACUGCCUCCACUUUAACAGUCUAUGAGAAUGGUGAAGCAUCUGCAAAACCACCAUUCGUUGGGAGGCAAACACUGAAUGCAUGCUCAACAAGGCCUACAUCUCCUCGUGUACAAGUUUAUGAUAAUGGUGAAGCAUCUACAAAACCACCACAUCCUGAUUCCAAGUACCUAAUUCAGAUACUUUCUGUGCCAAAAAUGGAAGAGUGGUCUGAUAUUGAAGGACAGGAAUGGUUGUUUAGCAGCACUUGUCUGCAGUCAAAGAAACCCGAAGCGGGUUCUCCUCAGGUUGAAAGGACACAACAUGUGUGGGCAGAAGCUUCGCAUAUAGAGUCUGCUGAUGUUUAUGCUCUGCCUUAUGUCAUUCCAUUUUAAUAGAUAUUGGAUGGAUAUGACUUGGACUUCUAUUGUUCCAUGGUAGAUCUUAUUUCACAGUGCUGUCCGCGGAUGUAUAAUGGCAUCUGGGUCCUGAGGCUAUGAAUCUGCUUCUGCUUUCACUUUCGUAUUCCUUCCAUACCGGUUCAUUGAGGACCGGUCUAAUGGAUUUGUGCUUGCUUAGGGAGCUGACGACUUCUUUUUGGAAGAAACAUCAUCCAUGAGUACUCGGUAGAGAAAUAUGUCCAUAUAAAUCAACAAUGAGAAGAAAUAUA
Juglans microcarpa x Juglans regia is the source of this 4899-nucleotide messenger RNA. Its product is annotated as myb-like protein X. The record is from RefSeq and is a predicted model, not a curated record. The coding region runs from base 3065 to 4624 and encodes 519 amino acids. Lineage: Eukaryota; Viridiplantae; Streptophyta; Magnoliopsida; Fagales; Juglandaceae. The transcript is spliced from 3 exons.